Molecule: messenger RNA, 3577 nt
Organism: Schizosaccharomyces japonicus yFS275
Lineage: Eukaryota; Fungi; Ascomycota; Schizosaccharomycetes; Schizosaccharomycetales; Schizosaccharomycetaceae
Product: spermine family transporter
Exons: 1
Coding region: 715-2394 (559 amino acids)
Biological process (GO): transmembrane transport; spermine transmembrane transport
Cellular component (GO): membrane
Molecular function (GO): transmembrane transporter activity
Source: RefSeq, a predicted model, not a curated record
CGAGUACUUAAGUGCCAGGUUCCCCUGCCUUCCCGCAAGCCUUUUGUACACCGAAGACAUCGUCUUUGUGGUAAUUCUUUCUUUGAGCACUGACCCCCACACCCAACUGGUAUAUAAGUCUGUGUUUUCCAGUGCAGCAUUCCAACUUCUGCGCGUGUCUGCUACUGCAACUCGGUGAAUAACAGCGGAUCCCCGUUUGUUUGUACGUUAAUUCAACCUCAUAGGCGCAAUUGUCUGUCUUUGUGAACAGACUUCAAGUCGCUGAUACUCGAAAACGGAUUUCGAACCUAUUUUGUCUUUUACGACGAAUUGAUUAAGAACGCCUCCAAAAAAAUAAUUUUACUGCUAAUUACGCGUUUAUUAAGUGGAGCGUUAUCUCUUUUUCUUGUUUUUCUCGUUAUUUUGCAUUUUGGUUUAGAACGGUUCACGCGUUUUAUUAACCUUAAUUUUUAAACUAUCGGCUACGCGUUAUUGCCCGUGUUUUUAUCAAUUGUGUGUUUUCUGAACAAAUAUUUGUCUCAAAAACGCGUCUAUUGCAAAGCUUUGAAUCACUAAAGAAGUAAUUAAGGCACAUCUAUCUUUUAUAUCCCGUAUUUGCUCUUUUGGAACCGGAUCACCAGAAUUUCUGUUCUUUAUCAGCAAGGAAUACCAAAUACAACAACAAAACUGCUGCAAGUGCAAUAAAUUUGUACUUCAUUACAACUACUGCUCGUCAUGGAGAACGAAAAGGCUAGUAGAUAUCAUGACGGUUCGAGUUCGACACAUUCGUCUCGCUCGGCCGUUGAUGAAUAUGGAAUGGCUCCUAUUGAGAUGACGCCUUCCCGUAUGCUUGACAUGCAAGGCAAUCCUUUGAACCGGACAACCUCUCGUCAAUCUGAGACACUAUUCCCCAACGGUGUUGAUUUGAAUUAUCCAUUUACAACUACUCGUGGUGCUCCCGAUGUCGCUGAAUACAAUCUCGAAACCCAAGAGGGUUUGUAUCGAGAUCCUACAAUUAAUGAAGAGGACGAAGAGCUCGUAACCUGGACACUCAAUGAUCCCGAGAACCCUCACAACUGGUCCAAGGGGUGGAAAUGGUAUAUCACUCUCGUCAACUCUCUUCUUGUUGUUUGUAGUGCUUUCGGUUCGUCUGUUAUUGCUGGUGACUUGGAGGACGUGAGUCGAGACCUUCAUGUCGGCCCUGAGGUUGCCAAUCUUGCUUGUUCGUUGACUGUGCUCGGUUUCGGUGUCGGUCCUCUUGUCAUCAGUCCAUUGAGUGAAAUGAUCGGUCGCCGUAUCGUGUAUCUUGUUGCCCUCGCCAUUUACAUUGUGUUCCAGAUUCCCUGUGCUCUUGCUCCCAACAUUGCUUGUCUUCUGGUCUGCCGUUUCAUCAGUGGUCUGUUUGGCUGUGCUCCUUUAACGUUGGCAGGUGGUGUCUUGUCCGAUAUUUGGGAGACUCGUGAUCGUGGUUUGGCCAUUGCUUUCUUUGCUGCCGGUCCCUAUGCAGGUCCCACUAUUGGUCCUUUGGUCGGUGGUUGGAUUGGUGUUUGCACGAAGGAUUUCCGUUGGAUUUUCUGGGUGAACAUGAUUUAUAUGUUCGUCAUGUACUUGCUUAACCUUCCUAUUCCCGAGACGUAUGCUCCUGUCUUGCUUCGCUGGCGUGCUCAGCGUAUCCGUAAGGAAACGGGCCGCAAGGUGUACACUGCUCAAGAGAAACAAAUGAUGACUUUGAGAGAAAUUAUACAAGUCAACUUGUUGCGUCCUCUUUCGCUUUUGGCUACGGAGCCCAUUUUGUUGUCUAUCAGUCUGUACAUUGCUCUUGUGUACGCUCUGCUGUAUGGUUAUUUCUUUGCCUAUCCCAACGUUUUCGUUAAGGGUAAGGGUCUCAAUGAAGGUAUUACCGGUCUCAUGUUCAUUCCUGUUCUGGUCGGUGUCUUCUUUGCUUUGCUUACAACCCCGUUUAUUGAAAAGCAGUAUAUGGCAAAGUUGGAUGCUAACAAUGGCAAGUCAAUCCCCGAAUGGCGUUUGAUUGGUAUGCUGAUUGCAGCACCCUUUAUUCCUUUGGGUUUGCUAAUUUUCGGCUGGACAAGUUAUCCGCAAUUGAUUUGGAUUGGUCCUGCCUUUAGUGGUGCACCUUUCGGUUACGGUAUGGUGCUGUUUUACUUCAGUGCAAACAACUACCUUAUUGAUGUGUAUCAACGCUUCUGUGCAUCUGCAUUGGCCGCCAAGACUAUGGUCCGUUCAGCUGGUGGUGCAGCAUUCCCUAUGUUUAUGGAUUAUUUGAUGGACGGUAUGGGUCGUGAAUGGGCUUUCUUCUUGUUGGGUAUGAUUGCCGUUGGUGUCAUUCCAAUUCCGUUUAUCUUCUACUUCUACGGAGCAGAUAUUCGUAAGAAGUCCAAGGCUGCCAUUGUAUAGGCGGCCUCUUGAACUUCGUCUUCCAAACAAUUGGCAGACGAUAAUCAUGACGAACAGCGACAAAGGAGUACGAGCAUGUUUCUCAAUGUGCACGACAAAACCACUGUUAUGUCUCCCAUGAGUAGGUGUUCUGCUCCUUCCUUCAUUGCCGGCUCGUCUAUUUAUGGCCAGGUGCGGCUGUACAAUUCCAAACAUUUACUACUUUCUUUCCUAUGAUUUUUAUCAACGUUUUCUAUUUCACUGUGCACUUUUUUCUUUGAACUCUUCCUUCUCAAACUCUCUUCUUCCUCCUCCGUUCUAGCACAACAUAAUCCCUUCUGCUACUUCUUUCCCUACUUCCAGUGUUAUCCAUCCAUAUAGAUCUAAUGAGACUGGUCGUCUUGGAUCUUGCGAACUGAAAGGGACGUUCUCUUGGUACAGGUGAAUGCCAGGUGCAAGAACCUUUUACCUUUUAUCCUCCUAAUAUUGAGGUAGAACUCGGGAGAACUAUGAUGUGGGUUAUAAAGGUAAUGCUUGUAAACGUACUGACAGCGGUUGCGCCGUUGUUUGGUUGUUUCGAGAAGUCUUUAACCCAUUCCACUAGUCAAGGUCGAUAUCUCUUUUGCUACAGCUUUUGUCUAGUGCUCUCCCCCAUUCCACCUCUGUUCCAUUUUUAAUGAGCAGGCCGCAGAGAAUGACCAUGUUUCGCAAUUGUUAAAAAUUUUAUAAGAAUUGUCUGGGUACCAUCAUGCUAGCUUCGUCCACUGUAUGUGUCGUUCUCUUCAGUAACACCCAGAUUGAGUGCUCUCGCUUAUAUUUGUUCUGCUGAAGUAAAGGGUAUUCUUGCUGUGUGCGGUCCAUGUGUAAAACAUUGUCGCGAAAAGGUAGAGAUGCAGUUUUCUAGUCACUAGAUCUGCAUAUGAGCAUUUAAGCAAUGAUAGUUAUUAAACGCGGAGAAGGCGGCAAAGAGUACAGGGAUUCUAAAUAUGGGAAAGUAGGAAAAUUCGUUAAAGGUAUCUUAAAUUGUUCAAUAGCAGAUAAAGCUAGUAUUCGGAGGUGGUAUGCCAAGUGGUAUCAGUCGGAACGAUGUCAGAUGCCAAUGGUGAUGUGAAAAACAAAAAUGGGUGUGACAAAUUGAACAAAGUGACAGAGCCAAUCACGUAGUUGUUAAAUAACAAAAGAAUGUUUUGAUUUUAAAUGAAAA